AAUAUUUUGCCCCUGAGUUCGGACCGGGAAGAAUUCGAUUCAUGAAGAAGAGGUUACCAAACGGCCCGGACCACUGAACGCAUUUUUUUCUCCGACUCGGCCUUUCUCUCUCAGUUUUUCUUCACUGAAAUCAAAUUCGCAGCAGCAUUUUGCUAACAAUGCUUCAAUUCUGAUCUACACCGACAAGGCAAUAUACUAAUUGACAGCCAUGGCUCACUGGAUCUCUUCCAAGCUCAAAGUCGCCGAAAAUCUCCUUCAUCAGAUAGAUCAACAAGCAGCUGAUUCACUCCGUAAGAGUGAGAAGCAGCGAUCUGAUGAUAUAGAUCGUGAAAACAUAGCCAAAACUAAUGAAAACAAGCCACUUAAGGAUCAAUUCAAAAAGAAAAGUCUUGAAACAAAUGAUAUAAUUCAGAAAGCCAAAACUGAUCGCAAUUCUUCUUCUAUUAGCCUGGAUAAGAAUAAUAGCUUUGGCAGCAAUAGUAAUUAUAAGAUACAUAAGGAAGCGGUGACGCCAGUAGAUUCGAGUCCCAAGUCCAGUCCCAAUGCUCUGACUGAUAAUGAUUGGACUGAAUUACUAAGUGCACCGUGCCCAAAUGCCACUGCUGGGGGGACUACUAGUAGUAAUGGAGUUGGAAGUGCCCGUAGUGGUCGGAAUGAUGGUAGAAAGCAAAGAAGUUUGGGGUCUGGGUCAAAUUUACCAGCUUUGGAUGGGAAAAGGAGCCAGAAACCUCAAAAGGUUGUUAAGAGUGUUAAAGGACCAAAUAUCCAUUCUGAAAAUGAGGCAGACGGUAGAAGGAUAGACAGAAGAGCUAGCAAUGUGGACUAUACAAUGCCGGUAACUUCAAAUGUUGAACUCAAAAUUGAUGGGGAAGGUUUGGGUAAGGGGGACCAUCAUCGAAAACAUGAAAAUGUGAAGUCCUUGCACGGAAAUAAGGAUGUACAAAAUGAAGUAAAGAAUGAAGGUUUGGACGUUGUUAAGGGUGUAGAUCUGUCUCCGGUGAAUAAUCGUUCUGGAGAUAAGAGCCUUGGCAUUGUACCGGGGUCUUCCACUCUUAAUAAGGAAGUGGACAUGAAGAAUAAACUGGAUGACAAUCAGAGGAAUAGGCCUGCAAAGGCUAUGGUUGACAGACCAAAAUUGGACUCUCGGAGUUCCACUUCUCUGAAGAUGAGCUCUUCUUCACCUAGUAAUGCAGAGUCUGAUUCUGAGACAGAUUCAACAUCUUCAUCAGACUCGGAAAGUGAACGUGAAAGAGAAGAAAGGAGAAGAAGAAGGCAACAGAUCCUGGCUGAAAAAGCAGCCGCAAAAGCAAUGGAAGCUAUUAAAGAACGUGAGAACAAGGUUGCUAAAUUGGAAGGGGAGAAACAGAGCUUAGAAAAAAUACUUGAAGAGCGGGCCAAACAACAAGUUCAAGAGGCUUCUGAGUUACAGACGAAAAUGAUGGAAACAAUGGAAGCUGUUGAGUUGGAGAAACAGAAACAUAAUAGUACUAGAAUGGAAACUCUUGGCCGAUUGGCAAAGCUUGAGACUGUCAAUGCUGAACUUGCAAGGUCUCUCGCUUCUGUUCAAUGGAAUCUUGAAGUAGAGGUUAGUCAGGUUGCUGAACUACGCCAACAAAUUGAGUUAAAAGAAGCGGCUCAUGAAGAACUAAGAAGGAAGAUAUCUAGGAUACAGGGAAGUGGUGAAAAAUUGGUGGCUUCAAAAGGGAUUGAAGUGGAGAGGGAGAUGCUUGAAGCAGAGCACUCUUUCUUAACAGAUAAAGUGGGAUUGUUGCAAGAAAAGGCAAAGACACUAGAAAGAAGCAUUGCCACGACACAGCAUGAACUGGAAAACCCAACUGCAGUGGAGAUUGAGCUCAGGCGGAGGCUUGGUCAAUUUACCGAUCAUCUGAUUCAAAAACAAGCUCAGGUUGAGGCGCUGUCUUCUGAGAAGGCCACAAUGACAUUUAAAAUCGAGGCAGUUUCAAGGUCGUUAGAAGAAAACAAGUCUAUGUUAACUGAUUUUCCCAGUACCUCAUCAAUGGGUGAUUUGGAGUCUGGAUUGUGGAUCUCCAACUCAAAGUUGAGGCCUAUGUUUGAAGAAAGAAUGCGAUCAGGCCAGCAACAUUUAGGAUCUCUGAUUCGGCAGUUGGACUCCAUCUUCUGCACCGGAAUGGUGUUUCUUAGAAGGAACUCAAACGCAAAAAUAUUUUCUCUGGUUUACCUCGUCUUCCUUCAUCUUUGGGUCAUAUACAUUUUAAUGUCUCAUGCUCCUGUCUCUGAGGACACCACUGGUGCCGUUAUUUCCUUGGAGAAUAUCAACAAAACAGGAGGCAUAUGAUUUCAUUUAUUGAUGUGUAUCGUCAUUUUUUUUGUUUUGAGGUCCUUUCAGCAUCCCCACCCCCCUCAGCCAAAAACACAGAUGUAUAGAAAUGCACCAUUUGUUAAACAAACCUCAGAUGGUUAUGACAUAUAUGAAUGAUCCUUCUUGUAUAUCUAGGUCAAGGAAUGUAUAAGUUUUAAAGGUUGAUAUGCAUUUCACGGCAAAUAGAAAUUUCAUUGAUCUAGUUAUGGUUAUAAAUCUU
Molecule: messenger RNA, 2561 nt
Organism: Solanum stenotomum
Lineage: Eukaryota; Viridiplantae; Streptophyta; Magnoliopsida; Solanales; Solanaceae
Product: golgin candidate 2
Exons: 10
Coding region: 209-2317 (702 amino acids)
Biological process (GO): Golgi organization; retrograde transport, vesicle recycling within Golgi
Cellular component (GO): Golgi cisterna; Golgi membrane
Source: RefSeq, a predicted model, not a curated record